Messenger RNA from Hippoglossus stenolepis (Pacific halibut), 575 nucleotides. RefSeq names its product ribosomal protein, large P2 (gene rplp2a). Gene Ontology annotation, biological process: cytoplasmic translational elongation. Gene Ontology annotation, molecular function: structural constituent of ribosome. The record is from RefSeq and is a predicted model, not a curated record. The transcript has 6 exons. Gene Ontology annotation, cellular component: cytosolic large ribosomal subunit; ribosome. Bases 158 to 523 code for a protein of 121 amino acids. NCBI's taxonomy places the organism in Eukaryota, Metazoa, Chordata, Actinopteri, Pleuronectiformes, Pleuronectidae.
AAUCGCAGCUCUCCGUUCUUCUUUCUACACUUUCCUGGCACCGCCCCCUUCCUUCUCCCACAGUUCCUGGCGUGACCCACGUUUCGUGUCUGUUUAGACUUAAAACGCUGGUAAACUCAGCCUGAACUUAAAGACUGAAAAACAAGGCUCCUGAAGAAUGCGUUACGUGGCCGCUUACCUCCUGGCUGUGCUCGGUGGAAACACCAGCCCCUCCGCAAAGGACAUCAAGGCCAUCUUGGGCAGCGUGGGAAUCGAAGCCGAUGAUCAACGCUUGAACAAGGUCAUUACUGAGCUCAAUGGAAAAGAUCUCAAUGAAGUCAUGAACUCAGGCCUCUCAAAGUUAGCCUCUGUACCAGCAGGUGGUGCUACGGCGGCUCCGGCUGCUGCUGCCACUGCCGCUGCCGCUGCCACCGGGGCCCCCGGAGCUGGGGCUGCGCCUGCUGUUGUGGAAGAGAAAAAGGAAGAGAAGAAAGAGGAAUCUGAAGAGUCAGAUGAAGACAUGGGCUUUGGACUCUUUGAUUAAACUGCCUUCUCCGCGUUUAAAAAGCAAUAAAAAUGUAAAAGGUUUACACAAA